GGUGCCUGCCGGGAAGCGUAGUCCGCCGGCGACCCCGGUGCCGGUCCCGUUCCCGAAUGGCGGCGGCAGCGCGGCGGCUGUUCUCGCUGCUGCUGCUGCCGCUGGCUUGGACCCGGCCGGCGGGCUGCACCGACCCGCCGGGCGGCGGCUGGCUGGCGGGCACGGUGCCGGAGGAGGAACGGUGUACCGUGGAGCGGGCCGACGCUUCCCUCACCUACUCCCUCUUCCUGCAGCGGUUCGCCUUUUCCCGGCCGGUCAUCCUCCGUGGGGUCACGGACAACUCAGCUUUCCGUGCCCUCUGCACCCGGGAGAAGCUGCUGGCGGCCUUCGGGGCCUGCCCGGUGCGGCUCAGCACGGCCAACACCUACUCCUACCGCAAAGUGGAUGUGCCCUUCCAGGAGUACGUGGAGCAGCUGCUGAAGCCGCAGGAUCCGGCCAGGCUGGGCAGCGACACCCUCUACUUCUUCGGGGACAACAACUUCACCGAGUGGGGCCCCCUCUUCCAGCAGUACGUGUCCCCUCCCUUCAGCAUCCCGGGCACCAGCCCUGCCUACAGCUUUGGGAUUGCAGGCUCCGGCUCUGGUGUUCCCUUUCACUGGCAUGGCCCCGGUUACUCAGAGGUGAUCUUUGGCAGGAAGCGCUGGUUUCUGUACCCGCCGGAUAAAACACCCCACUUCCACCCCAACGAGACAACGCUGGCCUGGCUCCACCGCACGUACCCUGCGCUGCCGCUGGCUGAGCGGCCGCUGGAGUGCACCCUCCGCCCCGGGGAGGUCCUGUACUUCCCUGACCGCUGGUGGCACGCCACACUCAACCUGGACACCAGCGUCUUCAUCUCCACCUUCCUGGGGUAGAGCCAGCAAGGCCGAGGAUGUGCCACCGUCAUCCUGGCUGUGCCGCAAUCCUGGCUGCGGUGAGAGCGUGCCGGGGCGGCAGCUCCGGCUCCUGCCACCACCAGGGAAGGGCAGAGCUAGCAGCCACCCACUCAACUACUGGUGUCGGGACCAAGUGCCUGAAAAAGUUCUGUUUUUUACUGGUCUUUUCCCUCCCCCUUGGAUUAAAGUUGGUUUUCUGCCAUAGCUCAUUGUGUAUUGCUACUUCCCCGCCACUACCAGAGUGCAGGCAGGACAGGCAGCAGUGAGCCCCAGCCCAUAGGGGCAGGCAAACCCACUCCUCAUGGGUGGCACUGGUUCCCAAGCCAGGACAGUGCCUGCCCAGUGCAGAGACUGCCACUGUGAACCACUCUAGCUCUUUUUUCCACAUUUAUUGCUGAAAUCUUUUUUUAUUUUUAUAUAUAUUUUUUUUUUUUUUAAUUGACAUUGGCAAACUUCCAGAGGGCACUCAGAAGCCAGGCAGGCUGUCAGCCGACCAAAACGCUGGAGUCUCAGUCGAACGCAGAUUUGUUGGUUUUGGUGUGGUUUUGUUUUUUUUUUUUUAAAGGGAUUUCAAUAAAAGGAAGAAGAACUUCAA
This is a messenger RNA of Harpia harpyja (harpy eagle), 1470 nucleotides long. It is a transcript of the gene JMJD8, whose product is annotated as jumonji domain containing 8. The coding region runs from base 57 to 854 and encodes 265 amino acids. The record is from RefSeq and is a predicted model, not a curated record. The transcript is spliced from 9 exons. NCBI's taxonomy places the organism in Eukaryota, Metazoa, Chordata, Aves, Accipitriformes, Accipitridae. Gene Ontology annotation, cellular component: cytoplasm.